CACGGUCACAUUGCGACCAGCUGAUCGCCGCGUGCGGUUUUUCUUUUGGCGAUUUUCCUUAUUUGGCUUUUGUUGUUUUGGGCCGCCGGUACCGCUUAGCACUCCGUCUCUCUCGCACUAUCUCCCUCUCUGUCUCUAUCCCACCAACGGCACCGCUAUGGGCAAGAACAACAAGCGCAACAAGAAGGCCAAACAGCAACAGCCACAACAAAACGGAGCCACUGCACCUUCAUCUACUUCCGGCGAGGAUGUGGAGGACCAACAGGCGGCAAGGUCAUUGCCCAGUUUAAACUCAAAAAAGAGGAACCAGGUGAACAAACUAGUGGAGGAACUUAAUGAUCUUGUGAAAACGCAACCGGCGAAUCCCAACGAGGAAUGGAAGCAGUACGAGCAGAUGCAGCAGCUUCUGAAACAAAUCAUGAUCCUGGAGGAGCCAAUUAGCCAGGCAGUCUGUCCACAGAUCAGCGACUCUACCGAUGAGCACUCCCGUUUGGCCAAAGUCGAAGCCUUCAGUGCGUGGGCCAAAGAGGGAGGUGUCCAUAGCGAAGGACUCGAGAUAGCCAUCUUUCCCGGUUACCAGCUGGGUCUAAGGGCCACCCGGCAACUGACCAAGGAGGAACUGGUGCUCAGUGUGCCUCGGAAACUCAUAUUCAUGGCUCAGGCCACCCACUUGAAUCUCGCCUACGAUCUGCUCAUCGAGAAGAUUCGCGGCGAGCAUAGCGAGUGGCAACCGUACAUUGAUGUCCUUCCCGCCAAAUACAACACCGUUCUGUACUUCACCACGAAGCAGAUGGAGCGGCUCCGGGGAACCGCCGCCUGUUCGCUGGCUUUGCGUCAGUGUCGUGUGAUUGCCAAGCAGUUCGCCUUCCUCUACAGGUAUGCCCACAUCCUGACCGAUGCGAGCAAAGGAAAAACCAACCAGCCUGGGGAAAAAGGCCUCUUCUUUACGCAGCGCGGACUCUGCUACAAGCUCUACAGAUGGGCCGUAUCCACCGUGAUGACCCGGCAGAAUCUGGUGCCCAGUGAAAAACAGGAACCGGAUAGCAGUCCCAAGUUCAUCUCGGCCUUGAUACCCUAUUGGGACAUGGCGAACCACAGACCGGGCAAGAUCACCUCCUUCUAUGCCGCCGUUUCCAAGCAACUGGAGUGUACUGCCCAGGAAGACUGUGCCGCCGGCGAGCAGUUUUUCAUCUACUACGGCGAUCGGUCGAAUACCGAUCUUCUAGUCCAUAACGGCUUUGUGGACGUGAACAACCUCAAGGAUUAUGUUAAUAUUCGCGUAGGCCUGAGUCCCACGGACCCACUGGCCGCGAAGAGGGCAAGCAUUCUGGAAAAGCUCAACAUCCGGCAUACUGCAGAGCUGCGCGUUCUCCCAGCGCCAGAUUUCAUCUCUAAGGAGCUGCUGGCCUUCGUUCGGGUGUUCAAGAUGAGCGCUGAACAGCUGGACCAUUGGUGCAGCGACUUGGAACGAGCGGGUGACCUGCUGCACAUCGAUUGCGCCCUAGAAACGGACCACGAAACAAGAACCUGGCAGUUCUUGGAGGACAGAUUGAAGCUGCUUCUGGCAGUCUUCGAUAAGGAAAUGAGAGAGGCAGACGAAAUAAAGGAGCUGUCUGAGCUGGAGCUCAAGAAGGAGGGCAAAGCCGACCAAGAGAUCGAGAUCAUGCUGCUGCUGUACCGCCGCCUGGAGAGAAGCAUCCUCGCCGGAGCCCUGCAAUACGCCCAGGAGCAUCGCAAGGUCUAGGGAUAAAGUGAAGCCCUACCCUGAAGCACAUCACCCACACAAUUCGAGUGGCCAUCGAAAGCGACAUCAAUAACUCAGCAUUAGCAAUUAGCUACCAUUUUUUUUUUUUCUACCUUUACUUAACUUAUUUUAACCGAAAGUUUUAGUCGAGUGUUUUAGAAGUUGGAUACCAAAUCAAAGGAUAAUUCUACAAGGAUCGAUUGUUGUAGAUAUCGAGCUACGGAAUACUCUGCUCGAAUUUACGCUCGUGUUCGUCUAGUGUUGUCUGCCCAAUCUAGUUUAUAGCGUUUAAUUGUUUUAUGUUUGUUUAUUUUUUUAUUAAUUUAAUAAUAACAGUUUUAGUAUUUUGGAAUUAAAGAAUGAAGUCAAACUAA
This is a messenger RNA of Drosophila eugracilis, 2118 nucleotides long. It is a transcript of the gene Setd3, whose product is annotated as actin-histidine N-methyltransferase. The transcript has 3 exons. Bases 158 to 1744 code for a protein of 528 amino acids. Gene Ontology annotation, molecular function: transcription coactivator activity; protein-L-histidine N-tele-methyltransferase activity; protein binding. Gene Ontology annotation, biological process: positive regulation of transcription by RNA polymerase II; peptidyl-lysine trimethylation; peptidyl-lysine dimethylation. The record is from RefSeq and is a predicted model, not a curated record. Lineage: Eukaryota; Metazoa; Arthropoda; Insecta; Diptera; Drosophilidae.